AUGGCUGCCGACUUUUGGGCUGGUUACCUCAGCGGAGCAGCCGGCAUCCUGGUCGGCAAUCCACUCGAUAUGGUCAAGGUUCGGCUACAAGCCGGUAAUGCUGCCGUCACUGGCACGAAGUUCCAUGGUACAUCAGCUCUGGUGACGGGGACGGCGGCCCCUGUUCUUGGAUAUGGCGCUCUAAAUGCCCUGCUCUUCUUGUCCUACAAUCGUUCCGAGGCUGCCCUCCAAAAAGCCAUUGGUUCAGGUCCAGACAAGAGCCUCUGCGCGAUAUGGCUUGCAGGAGCUCUAGGAGGGCUUGCUACAUGGGUAGUGAGUGCUCCAACAGAGGUUGUGAAAUGUCGGGCGCAGAUGUCAGCAUCAUCUGAGAGCAGCUGGUGUAUUGCACAGAACAUAUUGGAAAAGAAGGGGCUUCGCGGUUUCUACCUGGGCGGUGUUAUUACGGCACUCAGAGACAGUAUAGGAUAUGGCUUCUAUUUUUGGUCCUAUGAACUAGCUAAUAGGCAUUGGCCUUCUACCAUGCAGGACCAGGCAGCGCCUAAGAUCCUGCUAUGCGGCGGACUUGCCGGCAUCGUCACCUGGGCAAGUGUAUUCCCACUGGAUUCGAUCAAGACCCGAGUCCAGACUCAGCAAUCGAUGCUACAUCCCGAUGCGCCUCCAAUCAUACACAGCCCUGUUGCGAAGAGUCCCCAUGCGAUAAAACGGCUUGGCUCAUUAGAUAUUGCCCGACUUAUGGUCAGGGAAGGAGGGCUGCCUAUAUUCUUCCGCGGCUUAACUGUCUGUAGCGUUCGUGCCUUCGUUGUCAAUGCAGUACAGUGGGCUAUAUACGAAUGGGUUAUGACGGAGCUCUCUAGAGACCCAAAAUGA
Metarhizium album ARSEF 1941 is the source of this 867-nucleotide messenger RNA. Its product is annotated as Mitochondrial carrier protein. Gene Ontology annotation, biological process: transport. Bases 1 to 867 code for a protein of 288 amino acids. The transcript has a single exon. The record is from RefSeq and is a predicted model, not a curated record. Gene Ontology annotation, molecular function: transmembrane transporter activity. Lineage: Eukaryota; Fungi; Ascomycota; Sordariomycetes; Hypocreales; Clavicipitaceae.